Cephus cinctus (wheat stem sawfly) is the source of this 863-nucleotide messenger RNA. RefSeq names its product small proline-rich protein 2H-like. Bases 209 to 580 code for a protein of 123 amino acids. The record is from RefSeq and is a predicted model, not a curated record. The transcript is spliced from 4 exons. NCBI's taxonomy places the organism in Eukaryota, Metazoa, Arthropoda, Insecta, Hymenoptera, Cephidae.
AAUUGCCCUUAGCCGGGGAAAGUCGCAGUUUCCAAAUUCCAGGGAAAAUUUUAUUUCGUGUAAUAUAAACUGAAGUAAAAAAAAAAUAUCACGGUAUCCAAAAUUUACGUGGAAGAACGCUCUUUCGAAUUAAAAAUUUAAUCACGAGUUUUCCAAAGUAAAAUUUCAAAUACGUAAAGAUUGAUAACAGUGUUACGCGAAAAGCGCGAUGAUAAGUGGAUGCUGCGGAUCGUCUACGUCAUCGUCUUUCAGUUCCUGUACACCUGCUUACAUCCCCUGUGUGCCCUGCGCACCCUGUAUACAGUGCAGACCUGCAUACCCACCCCGUUGUCCACCCCGUCCGACAAAGACUGUGGUAUAUCUUAGACCCUGCCCAUCGUGUCCACCGUGUUGUCCUAUGCCCUGUCCACCCAAGGUUGUCGUGACCUGUUCACCUCCUCGACCUCGACCACCUCCACCACCACCCACCGUAGGAUACCUUUAUAGUAUUACCAGAGUUCCUUGCCUACCACCUCCACCACCUACACCACCUACUUGCUCGCCUUGUAGACCAGCCUGUGUUUCCUGUCCAUCCUGUUAAAGUGAACCACUUGCAACUGCAUAAUGAGGAUGAGAAGAACGAGACUCGAGAUCAAACGUGAUGGAUGACUAAAUAUAUUUUUAGAAAUCAAUUUUAGAUUUUCAAAAUUAGGUGAAAUUAAAAAAGAGUUUAACGGGUUUCAUACUUUAAAAAUAUGGAACUUCUCAGGUCGGAUAGCAGCUUAUUGGCUGAUAAAACAUGAGGGAAGGCAAAAUAAUGUAAUAUUAUAUUUUAAUUAAUGUACGGAAAUAAAUAGAAAGAAAUUUUAUAAUAAAAUCAAUGU